UUGUUUCACCACUUAAUCAUUAAUUAGAAGAGUACAGAGAAAAUUACCCAGAAACUAAUCAUGCUUACUUCAGCCAUGGAGUUCUACAGUCGCUUCCCUCAGGUGCAUGAGUCAGGAGAGCAAGUGAGGAUAGGAAGCUUUGGCAAGGACAAAGCUCUGGAGAAAACUGUUGGUACACUGCUGAGGUCAGCAUACGGUUCACUUUAUGGAGAUCCAAUGGCGGUAGACAUUUUGAUCGAUGACAAGAAAGAUCUUGAUUUUCACACCAUCUAUCAUGGACUUCACGAAAAGAUCUUUUCUCAACUGCAUAUGCCGGAUAGCCUCCAUGUGGCCACUGCCGGAGGUUUGGAAUGGCUCUCGAAGGUACCGACGAAAGUAAAGGAGGAAGGCUGGAACAAAGGGAAGGCGUGGAUAGAAGGGGCCGAUCAGCAAGUGGUGAGGGCAUAUGCGGAGCAAGCGGAAGAAGACUUACUGAACUUCUUGAAGUAUCGGAAAAAUGAGAUCAAGAUCGGAGGAUCAUUGUUUAUGAUGAUUGGUGGUCGACCUUCCUGGUCGAAGAACCAAUUAGGUGACAAUGACAAAGACUCGAGUCUCAAGCAUCCUUUCACAAGUUACAUGGAUCAAGCAUUGCAACGUCUAGUAGACCAGGGAUGGCUUAGACGUGAAGAAAGAGAUGGUUUCAACAUCCGAGUGUACUUGAGAAGUACGGAGGAGGUCAAGGCGGCGAUUGAUCGUUGUGGUGGUUUCCAAAUAGAGAAAAUGGUCAAUCUGAAGAUAGCCGACAACAUGAACGCGACUCCGAUGACGUGGAUUGCAGAUCCGUCACUAUACGGUAAGAAAAGGGCUGAGUUGGCUGAAGACGCUGCUGGCCAGUUCAUUAAGGAUCGCUUCGGUUCGGAUAUGAAAAAUAAGCUCUUCAAACGAUACGCAGAGGUAGCUAAAGCCGAUACCACUCUUAUCGACAAACCUUGUUUCUUCCACGUGAUCGCCGUUUCCGUCACUCGCAUUUGAUAUAUUCACCUAUAUCAAAAUUAAGAAUAAUAAUAAUGCCUUUUUAAUAUACGACUGAAUAGUGAAUACUACUAUAUAUGGCCGAAUUAUGUAAUAAGUUAUUUUAUAUAAGACGUGGUGAUUUAUUAAUUUUAAGUUA
Camelina sativa (false flax) is the source of this 1150-nucleotide messenger RNA. The record is from RefSeq and is a predicted model, not a curated record. NCBI's taxonomy places the organism in Eukaryota, Viridiplantae, Streptophyta, Magnoliopsida, Brassicales, Brassicaceae.